CUUGACGAGGAGGAGAAAAAAGAUGAGUCGUCGGUUCGGAUAUACAAAGCAGAUAAGUCGUCCGCAGAGGAAUGAAUCUGAUGGUUUCGAUUAUCCCGACGGUAUUCCAAUAUCAUACAAUCUCCAUAGGCUUCUUCACUUCGACUGUGAAGGCAAGUAUGCAAAGUAUCCUUAUGGUUCCUUGGUCAAAUUUUAUGCUAUGGUGGGGCUUCACCGUUACAAUUUGUUGGAGGGGAAAAAUUUGCAGCUCGAUACCCUAAAGAGUUUCAACAUGAGAAUUAAUUGCGGUGCUUCCUCUUACUACAUUACUUUGGCUGCACGCGUUCCAGAUAGCGGUUUGCAGCAAACCUUUCAGGUUCUAGUUCAUGAACACCGUCUUGGCAGUUUAGACGUGAGGUGCACCAUUGCUAGACCUCGAGUGACCACCAAUGUGCCUUUCCUACGUCCCCAUAGCGAAUCAGAGUAUGAUUAUAUGGACAAUGAUGAAUUGCCUGAUUGGCCUUUAGAGAUUGCCUUCAAUGAUAGAAAACGGUUUCAGCUGGUGAAGGAAUCAGAGUUACGAGACAAUGAUUGGAUUCGUCUAUAUUUGGAACUUACACUUGUUGCUCACGAUAGGUCUCUUACAGUUCACUAUCUGUCCCAGUUGGAGAUUGUGCAAGUGGCGAUUGAAGAUGUGGAGCCGCCGAAUGCGAGUCUCAACACCAAAACUACAUUUGUCUACAUAACUUAUAAGGACUUGGAAAAGGCUCGGAUUGGUGAGCCGGUUGAUCGCAAAGCUAUUGUUAGAAGAAUUAUCAAUAUGACUACGGGACUCUUGAGACUCCGGGGUGAUUAUUGGAGUGGAGAAAAAGCUAUGAAUACUGAGGAGGAAUCUAUGCAUUAUCUCCCUGGUGGAGGAAAAGCUCUGAGUAAUGAGCAGCGUUCUAAGAAGCUUAAGCGUCGUUUAGGUGUUCAUAGACUAUGGCGAUUAUCUAAUCCUAGGUGGUACCAGGCAUACAAAAAACGGGGCCUCCGCUCGUCGUCUUAUUAAGUAAUGAUCCACAUUUAAAUAUGUGGAUCAGCUGGAUAACUAUUAUUAAUGGUCUCGACUAAGUUAUUUUGUGCGUCUGAACUGUUAAGUGGAUAUGUUUUUGUGUAAUUUGCAAGUGUCUACUGUUCUUGAAUACAAUUAAGUUAACAUACUACCAUAUGUGUACUUUAAUUAAUAGGGGAAUGAUGAGAGAUAUUCUUCUUGGUUUUAGUUGUCCUUU
Arabidopsis lyrata subsp. lyrata is the source of this 1250-nucleotide messenger RNA. Its product is annotated as UPF0725 protein EMB2204. The coding region runs from base 23 to 1030 and encodes 335 amino acids. NCBI's taxonomy places the organism in Eukaryota, Viridiplantae, Streptophyta, Magnoliopsida, Brassicales, Brassicaceae. The record is from RefSeq and is a predicted model, not a curated record. The transcript has 6 exons.